Messenger RNA from Sapajus apella (tufted capuchin), 1143 nucleotides. It is a transcript of the gene TMEM225, whose product is annotated as transmembrane protein 225. Bases 245 to 928 code for a protein of 227 amino acids. Gene Ontology annotation, biological process: negative regulation of phosphatase activity. NCBI's taxonomy places the organism in Eukaryota, Metazoa, Chordata, Mammalia, Primates, Cebidae. The transcript has 4 exons. The record is from RefSeq and is a predicted model, not a curated record.
AAACCAAUAGAUGAUUCCAUGGCAGUUGGCAGUCCUGAUAGCAGGCUGGCCCUGAUAGAUACAGAAGUGGUGAAGGGUGGGAGUUAUCUAUCUUCUCUGUUUUACAGGCUGCUUCAGAUUCUGCUGCCACCAAUGCCUCAGCAACCACUGAAAAUUCAGAUAUCGCCCUUCCUGUAACUAACCAAAUCAAGGAAGACACCUACAAAAUACUGGUGGCGUUUCCAGCUAGAAAUUUUCACUCACAAUGGUGCAAAUUUCACAUAGAAGUAUCCAGGGUAUGAACACACUUUUCUCCUCCUGGGCCAUAGUCUUAUUGGUGAUGGGAAUCGCCAUAGAGGAAUGGGUUGAAUUGAUUCCGGAAGACGAAAGAGCCAAGAUGAACCACAGUCCAUGGAUGAGGUGUUGCAAUGCUCUUUGGCCAGAAGAUGACCUAAGAGUGGUCAGGAUUAUGAUGAUGUCAAGCCUUGGCCUUUCCUUCCUCCUUAAUUUGAUCCUGGGUAUGAAAUUAACCUAUCUGAUUCCUCAAAACAAAUAUAUACACCUCUUCACUACCAUCCUCAGUUUCUUAUCAGGUAUCCUUCUCCUCUGGGCACUCGUAUUAUAUCACAACAAGCUGAAGCAAGGUCAAUCUGUCCACUUCUCUAGUUACAAUAUCAACUGGAUCAUGUACACUGCCUACUUAAACAUUUUCUUUCUUUUUGUCUGUGGAAUCUUCUCUCUACUAGAGUACCAGUUGUCUACUGGUUGCUGUACCUGGCUGAACAUCCAUAAAUCUGACAAUGAAUGUAAGGAAUCUGAGAAUUGUAUCAAAGGUAUUUCAUUACCAGAACACGCUGCAAUGCCUCAUGGCAUUGUCCGUUCACACACUGUGAAUUCAAAGGAAGGAACUCUAAACAAACAAACACGUCGCGUAACCUGGGCUCUGUGAUUUGGCCAUCUAUUUCUUGCAGUAUAUGCUCAUCUUUAUGGAAAAAACUUUGUGGGUGUGUGCUAUGUCUCCAACUAUGUUGCCUCUAUUUGACGUCUUGGUCGGGGUUUGUAAAAAGAUCGGGAAGAUGGCUUUUUAAAUAAAUCCUGGCGUGCUGAACAGUUUCUUCUGCAACAUUUGUUGUUAAUAUAAUAAAUAUUAUCAUAUAAAUAAUA